Calypte anna (Anna's hummingbird) is the source of this 3031-nucleotide messenger RNA. RefSeq names its product eva-1 homolog B (gene EVA1B). The transcript is spliced from 3 exons. The record is from RefSeq and is a predicted model, not a curated record. Bases 363 to 833 code for a protein of 156 amino acids. NCBI's taxonomy places the organism in Eukaryota, Metazoa, Chordata, Aves, Apodiformes, Trochilidae.
GGCACUGCCGAGCAGCCUGGGUGCAGGGAGGCUCCAUCUGAUCCCGCCGGGACGGUGCUGGAGCUUCCCGCGGCCCCGCACCCCACUCCAGGGCGGCUCCGCAGCUGUGUCCAACGCAGCGUCCCGGGGGAGCGGGAUGAACCCCGGCCCCGCGCCCCUCUCGGCGUUGGGACGGGGCUGCCAUUGGCUCCAGCGCAGCGCUGACCGCCACCCGCCUCCAAACUAUUUCCUGUUGCUGCAGCGCUAAUGCUGAACAGACCUCGCUCCCAUUCCCGCUCCCAACCGGAGUGCACCGGGCUCCUGCCGCCGAUCCCCGCAACCCAUGUGUAGCACGUGCUGUCCCCAGGGGCUCUGAGCACAGGAUGGAGAGCCGCAAGCGGGACAUGGAGCUGCUGAGCAACAGCAUGGCUGCCUACGCACACAUCCGAGCCAACCCCGAAAGCUUCGGGCUCUACUUUGUGCUGGGAGUCUGCUUUGGGCUGCUGCUGACCCUGUGCCUCUUGGUGCUGCGGCUCUCCUGCCAGAGCCCCGCACGACCCCUGCCCCGCCCACGGGACCUCAGUGAGGACGAGGAGGAUGAAGACGAGGAUGAUGAAGAGGAGGACACUGUUGACCGUGCAGCAUCAGAGUCAUUGCUGCCAGUGACCGAGAUCCCUCUGGAGAGCCACAGCCCCGGGGACGGGGCCUUGGCCGUCAAUGUCUUCACCUCAGCGGAGGAGCUGGAGCGGGCGCAGCGGCUGGAGGAGCGGGAACGAAUCAUCCGCGAGAUCUGGCGCAACGGGCAGCCUGACCUCCUGGGCACCGGCACCAUGGGCCGCGUCCACUACUACUGAGCCCCAGCACGGGGGCAGCUGCCCCAGAACUCUGCCUGCCUGCCCCCAACAGCUCAGUGAUACCGUGACACCUUCAGGAGCUGCCUGGGAUGAGGAGAUGGGGGGCUGCUGGCUGCCCCUGGGGUGGAGGAGCUGCCCCAAAGCAUCUCUGCACCACUGCCAGCUGGACCUGGUGCUGUGGGUCCAGCCUUGCCCCCCCCACUUUGGGUCAUGAUGCACUUUGAGCCAUUGGUACGACUGCUGGCCCAGCCCCGGGACCCUGCAGAGACAAGGACAGGGCAGAACAUGCCGGGCUCAGGGCUGGAGGGAGGCCGGUUCUGUUGGGCUCCAGUGGGGCUGUAGGUUCGUGUAAGCUGUGGGGUUCCUGCCCCAGAAACAUGGUGCUGUCAGACACUACCUAGAGCCUGCAUGGAGGGGCCCUGUGUGUUGGGCACAAGAUGUGCUGGGGCAGGGAAGGUCCGGAGGAGCAGCUUCCCAGGCCAAUUCCUUCCCUUCGGCCCCACUAAAAUUAGCCGGGUCCUUUCCGGCACCGCCCAGCUCUGACCCGGCGGGGCCGGGGCCGGGCCGCGUGUUUCCCAUCGGGCUCUCGGGGCGGUGGGAGCUCCCCAGGGACCCCAGGCUGCUCCCCGCAGGGCUGAGCCACAUCCUGACCACGCUCCUGGCACCAGCACAGCCUCGCGGGGCGUGGGGACCCUGCUGUCCCUUCCCCAGCCCCCUCCUCGGAAGUUUUAUAAAAAUAGCUCCUUCCCAGGCCGUUUUCCCGUGCCAGCAGGAUCCAGAUGUUUUCCAGAUGUUUCCCCACGCCUGUGGCUUGAGGCCAGGAUGUGCUGGGGCUGGGCUGGGAAAUGAUGCGGAGGAGGAGGAGGAGGAUGCAGCACUGCCCCAGCCUCACCGUGAGCCCCGGCUGAGAAAAGGGGCACAGGAUGGUGAGGGGCACUUGCUCACCCUGGGACCAAAUGGCAGAGGCUGCAGCCAGACCUGUGACUGCCACCACCUCAUCCUGGCCCCUGGAGCUGAGCAUCACGGGCUCCUCCACGGGGCAACCUUGCUUCUGCACUGAGCCAGCUCUGCUGGGACCCCCUGUGCAAUAACGGGACCCCCUGUGCCCAGUGGGACCAACCCAGCCCUGCCCAACCCAAGGGGAGGUGGCAGCUCACUGCAGAGCACGAAGCUGUACCCAAAAUAGUUUAUUUUAAACAUUUACACACCCACAGGCUGUCACAUAGCCUUGGGGUGACACGGGAGGGCAGGGAGCAGUGCCCAAGGGAUGGGGGGUUGUGACCAGGUUGGUGCAGACCCCAGCUGGGGGGAAGGGGGGUGGCACUGGUACAGUUCAUCAGCCAGAACUGCAGCCAGCAGGGGUGUGGGGAUGAGGGUGCCUCACUAGCCCCUGCUCCUCCUCAGCUUCCCCACCUCCCAGGAGCAGCACAGCCCUGAGCAGGUGCUGGACCUGGGACUAUCUCCAGGUGUGGGACCCCCAUGGUCAGUCACUCCAUCCUACCUGCCCACAAGGCUGCCCACGAGGCUGUGGUGCUGUGCCAGGCUCCUCUGCCACCGACCCUCACCAUGCAGGUGGCACUGGAGGAAACCAUCUCCGUGCUGGGAAGAAGUCAAAGCUGAGCACAUCUCUCAUGCACACUCCACCCUUGCACCACACAGGGCUCCUCCUGACCCCUGACUGGGCCCAGCCCUGGGUCCCUAAACCACCACACCCACCCAUGGGGUCACCUGUGGCCAGUGCCUACUCUGACAGCACUGAGGCUCCUUCAGAGCAACUGCAUGGGAUGUGGUGACACCAAACCCCAGAUGGAGCAGAGGAUCCACGCGGGGCAGACGAGGCUGAAUUCACCCAGGAACAAACUGCCUUUGAGGGGCAGCAAUGGAAAAGCAUUUACUGCCUGGCACUAGCAAGGGACACAGACCCUUGUCUGGGUGGCAGCUGACUGGUGGAAAACCCCCUGGAGCCAUGACCCUCAGCAAGGAGCUGAGGAUGGAGCUGGGCAUGGAUGGAGCUGGGUGACUCAAUCCCUACAGCAGCAGUGCUGGGGCUCUUCCCCCAACACUACAAUUACAGGGAACACAAAGGGGCUCAAAGUAACACCAGCACCCCCACUGCCUGGUUCCCUGCUCACCCACUGCUUCAGCAGGCAAGUGUCUCCCCAGCUCAGAACACCAAACAAAGCAGAGUUACACCUACU